Molecule: messenger RNA, 182 nt
Organism: Acanthocheilonema viteae
Lineage: Eukaryota; Metazoa; Nematoda; Chromadorea; Rhabditida; Onchocercidae
Source: the annotation of a GenBank genome assembly
GUUACAAAAUGGUAGACAGUCAAUCAUUACGACGUUUCGUAUUUCAUUUCCUCAGACAAGAUGGUGUUUUCUUAUUACGCAUGGUUGCGACACAUGCUGGAGAGUUACCGUGUUAUGAACUUGCCAAAACUUUAUGGAAUAAAUAUUGUGAUAAUAAGGAAGGAAAAAUGCAUGAUGUGUAG